Suricata suricatta (meerkat) is the source of this 1819-nucleotide messenger RNA. It is a transcript of the gene CAMK2B, whose product is annotated as calcium/calmodulin dependent protein kinase II beta. Gene Ontology annotation, biological process: protein phosphorylation. The coding region runs from base 107 to 1348 and encodes 413 amino acids. The transcript has 17 exons. NCBI's taxonomy places the organism in Eukaryota, Metazoa, Chordata, Mammalia, Carnivora, Herpestidae. Gene Ontology annotation, molecular function: calmodulin binding; ATP binding; calcium/calmodulin-dependent protein kinase activity. The record is from RefSeq and is a predicted model, not a curated record. Gene Ontology annotation, cellular component: neuron projection; cytoplasm.
GGGUGGGGAGCUCUUUGAAGACAUCGUGGCCAGAGAGUACUACAGCGAGGCAGAUGCCAGUCACUGCAUCCAGCAGAUCCUGGAGGCGGUUCUCCAUUGCCACCAAAUGGGGGUCGUCCAUAGGGAUCUCAAGCCCGAGAACCUGCUCCUGGCCAGCAAGUGCAAAGGAGCUGCUGUGAAGCUGGCAGACUUUGGCCUGGCCAUCGAGGUGCAGGGGGACCAGCAGGCAUGGUUUGGGUUCGCUGGCACGCCGGGCUACCUGUCUCCAGAGGUCCUGCGCAAGGAGGCAUAUGGCAAGCCAGUGGACAUCUGGGCAUGCGGGGUGAUCCUGUACAUUCUGCUUGUGGGCUACCCGCCCUUCUGGGAUGAGGACCAGCACAAGCUGUACCAGCAGAUCAAGGCAGGAGCCUACGACUUUCCAUCCCCCGAGUGGGACACGGUCACUCCUGAAGCCAAAAACCUCAUCAACCAGAUGCUGACCAUCAACCCUGCCAAGCGCAUUACCGCACAUGAGGCGCUGAAGCACCCGUGGGUCUGCCAACGGUCCACCGUGGCCUCCAUGAUGCACAGGCAGGAGACCGUGGAGUGCCUGAAAAAGUUCAAUGCCCGGAGGAAGCUCAAGGGCGCCAUCCUCACCACCAUGCUGGCCACGAGAAAUUUCUCAGUGGGCAGACAGACCACCGCUCCGGCCACAAUGUCCACCGCGGCCUCCGGCACCACCAUGGGGCUGGUGGAACAAGCCAAGAGUUUACUCAACAAGAAAGCGGAUGCGGUGAAGCCCCAGACAAACAGCACCAAAAACAGUGCAGCUGUGACCAGCCCUAAGGGGACGCUCCCUCCGGCCGCCCUGGAGCCUCAAACCACCGUCAUUCAUAACCCUGUGGACGGGAUCAAGGAGUCAUCGGACAGCACCCACACCACUAUAGAGGACGAAGACACAAAAGCACGGAAGCAGGAGGUCAUCAAGAUCACGGAGCAGCUCAUCGAGGCAGUCAACAACGGGGACUUCGAAGCCUACGCGAAAAUCUGUGACCCAGGCCUGACCUCGUUCGAGCCUGAAGCCCUGGGCAAUCUGGUGGAAGGGAUGGACUUCCACAGAUUCUACUUCGAGAACCUGCUCGCCAAGAACAGCAAGCCCAUCCACACGACCAUCCUGAACCCCCACGUGCACGUCAUCGGGGAGGACGCUGCGUGCAUCGCCUACAUCCGCCUCACGCAGUACAUCGACGGGCAGGGCCGGCCCCGCACCAGCCAGUCCGAGGAGACGCGCGUGUGGCAUCGCCGUGACGGCAAGUGGCAGAACGUGCACUUCCACUGCUCGGGUGCACCCGUGGCCCCACUGCAGUGAAGCCAAGGGAGGGGCACAGAGUGGGGAGCGACAUUCAGAUGGACACUCACCUGCCCGUCCACGGCUGUGCUCAGGACAGCUGUCCCCACCCAUGGACACAGGGUAUACAUCCGCCGGGCUCCCUGGGCCUCGGGCAGCAGCAGCACUCACCGUGGACAGCGUGUGGCCUGGCCACCCUCCCCUCUGGGGGCCUCCUCCCUCCUCCCUUCUUCACCUGUUAUCUCCACGGAGCUGCCUGUCUGGGAUAAUUUGGGGAUUUUUUUCUGGGGGAUAGUUCUUUUGCAUGACCCCUCUCGACAAGCCGCACCUGCUCCUCUAGCUAGACGUCCGAGGUGUGGUGGCGUUGGCCGGCCCGCUCUGCGGAGGGCCGGCUGCCCACAGUGCUGGCCGGUCCUUCCUCUUCUCUCUUUUUGCUGAGUUUCAUUGUCUUUUCUUUCUGAGCCUUGUAAGUGUAAAAAAAUCAUUAUUUUG